AUGAAGUUCACUCUUGGUAACCAGGCCGCUAUGGCGGAGACGCCUAGCGAGGUGCUCAACUGGCGUCUUUACUGGAGCACUUUUGUCUUUGGUAUUCUCGGUGCUAGUCGUGGUCUUGAUGAAGGUCUUGUCGGAGGCAUGGUCAAUCUCAAGAGCUUCCAGGAAGAAUUCGACCUUGACGAGGGCUCAAAACAGCACCAAGCCCAAGUUGAGUCCAACAUCACCAGUAUGGUCCAAAUCGGUUCCAUCGCUGGUUCACUGUUGGCUUUCUUCAUCUGCGACAAGAUCGGUCGUGUGCGAUCGCUCCAGGUUCUUUGUCUGCUGUGGCUUGUUGGAUUCAUUAUUGUUGUUACCAGUCAUGGAAGUGUUGGUCAGAUCCUUGCUGGGCGAUUUAUCGCUGGUCUUGGUAUCGGUAUGACAGUCGUUGUUGGUCCUACGUAUCUUGCUGAGACUGCUCCACGAGCUAUUCGUGGUAUGCUUACCAAUAUUUUUGCUGGUUCGGUGUACCUUGGUGUUAUGAUUGCGUACUUCAGCAACUGGGGCGCUUCUAUCAAUCUUCCCAACACGUCGCGAUGGCAGUGGGUAGAUCCUCAGAUGUGCCACAUCGGCUUCUCAAGCUUGCUCCUUCUUCUAUCCUUCACCGUCCCCGAAACCCCCCGAUGGCUCACCAUGAAAGGCCGAAACGAAGAGAGCACAAAAGCCCUCUGCAAACUCCGCCAACUCCCCGAAACACACCCCUUCGUCCAAGCUGAACUCUAUGGUAUCCAAGAACAACUCGAGCGUGAACAAGAGGCCUUCCUCGGCGUGUCAAGAUGGGGCAAGCUUCGCGAGCUUCUCACUAUCCCCGCCAACCGGUACCGUCUUAUGCUCGGUUUCAUGGCCCAGCUUCUCGGUCAAUGGUCCGGCGCCAGCGCCAUCACUAUCUAUGCCGUUGAGUUCUUUGGUGUUCUUGGAAAGACUGGACAAUCUGAGAAGCUCUUCGCUACCUGUAUUCUUGGUGUUGUGAAGCUUACCUCUGCGUACCUCUGCGCUUUCUUCCUGGUUGACUUCAUCGGACGACGACGAUCAUUGUACGGCGGUAUUACGCUUCAGAUGAUCUCCAUUCUUUACAUCGCCAUCUUCCUCGCUAUCGUCGGUACUGAAGCUCUCGAGAACGGGACCUUGACACCCUCGCAGAAGCAUGCUGGUGUUGGUGCAGUCGUGAUGCUCUACAUGUCCGGUGUCGGUUGGACCAUGGGCUGGAACUCCUUCCAGUACCUCGUCAACGCUGAGAUCUGGCCUCUCCGUCUUCGAGCCCUCGGUAGUUCAAUUACCAUGUGUCUUCACUUUGCCAACCAGUACGGCAACACCAAGGCUGUUCCUCUUAUGCUCCUUCAGAUGACUAGCACUGGAUUCUUCUUCUUCUGCGCGGCUGUUUGUCUGCUGGGUCUUAUUUGGGUCUUCUUCUUUGUUCCUGAGAUGGCUGGUCGAUCGCUUGAGAGCACUGAUGAGUUGUUCUCUCUGCCUUGGUACAAGAUUGGUCGCUAUGGAAAUAAGCUUGCGCCUGAUACUGAGGCUAUCAUGGCGAGGGAUGAGAAGGCUGAUGUGAAGGAGGAGGCCAAUGAGGUCGAGUAUCGCAGGGAAUAA
Molecule: messenger RNA, 1626 nt
Organism: Fusarium coffeatum
Lineage: Eukaryota; Fungi; Ascomycota; Sordariomycetes; Hypocreales; Nectriaceae
Exons: 3
Coding region: 1-1626 (541 amino acids)
Biological process (GO): carbohydrate transport; transmembrane transport
Cellular component (GO): membrane
Molecular function (GO): carbohydrate:proton symporter activity
Source: RefSeq, a predicted model, not a curated record